GGGCACCCUAACAGGGGUCCCUGUCGUUGUAAUGUAGUGGCAGGCGACUUCCGUUCCUCCUGGUACUGUCCUGAACAAGGACCGGUGGGUAUGUAUGACAUCCAUAAGGUCGUUGCAUGCACACACGGGGUAAUCAAAUGA
Geodia barretti is the source of this 141-nucleotide messenger RNA. NCBI's taxonomy places the organism in Eukaryota, Metazoa, Porifera, Demospongiae, Tetractinellida, Geodiidae. The record is from the annotation of a GenBank genome assembly.